CGGGGCGCGGGGGCGCUCAGGGCUCGCGACGCGUGCAAGCUGGCCCGCUGCGGGUUGCGGGCGAUAAAAUGUGCUUUUCCGGUGCGGCCCUGGAGCGUUGGCGAGUGUCGCGUGGCCUGCGUUAAUUUUCUUUCGGUAGUUGUGCUGUAACACGUCCGCUGCUGUGAUUUCUGGGUGGUUCUUGGCACAUUCCGGUACAUGUCACAGAGCAAGCACACGGAGGCGCGGGAGCUCAUGUGCUCGGGGGCACUCCUGUUCUUCAGCCACGGCCAACAAAACAGCGCCGCGGACUUGGCCAUGUUGGUCUUAGAGUCGCUGGAGAAGGCAGAAGUCGAGGUGGCCGCUGACCUGUUGGAAAAUCUGGCUAAACUGUUCAGUCUGAUGGACCCGAAUUCCCCAGAGCGAGUGGCUUUUGUGUCUCGAGCCCUGAAGUGGUCCAGUGGAGGAUCAGGGAAGCUGGGCCACCCCCGUCUCCACCAGCUGCUGGCCCUCACCCUGUGGAAAGAGCAGAACUACUGCGAGUCCCGGUACCACUUCCUGCACUCGGCGGACGGCGAGGGCUGUGCGCACAUGCUCGUCGAGUACUCCACGUCCAGGGGCUUCCGCAGCGAGGUGGAUAUGUUCGUGGCCCAGGCCGUGCUACAGUUUCUCUGUUUAAAGAACAAAAGCAGUGCGUCAGUGGUGUUCACAACGUACACGCAGAAACACCCGUCCAUCGAGAACGGUCCUCCGUUUGUGCAGCCUCUGCUAAAUUUCAUCUGGUUUCUGCUGCUGGCCGUAGAUGGGGGCAAACUGACCGUGUUCACGGUGCUGUGUGAGCAGUACCAGCCGUCCCUCCGGCGGGACCCCAUGUACAAUGAGUACCUGGACCGGAUAGGACAGCUGUUCUUCGGGGUGCCGCCCAAGCAGACGUCUUCGUACGGGGGCUUGCUGGCUCAGGGGACUGAGCACAUUCACGCUGCUGCGCAGCCAUCUGCACCGUCCAUUUCCAGAAUGUUCCAUCUCCCCACGUUGAGAUUCUGUCCGUUAUACACGGACGUCCACCCGCUCCCCCAGACACGGUCCCACCACCUACCCUGUGUCCGUGAGUCAGACGACCCCGGGACCUCGAGGAACCUUCUGAGCAGCCUCAUGGGCGCCUCGGAGCAGGAGGGCGAGGACAGUCAGGACGACAGCAGCCCCAUCGAGCUCGACUGACCCCGCCCGGCGGCCCGCACGAAGCCGCCCCGAGCCCGGGCCCCCACGCCCGGGGGCUCCCGGUCCGCGGCUGCCGUGGCCGCGUUGGCGUCUGCGCGCCCGCCCCGGGCUACGCCUCCGCCGCGGCUGUGCUGGCUGGGCCGCGCUGCACCUCCAGACUGACCACAAUAAAGCACGGGCCUUGCCGCGCUCCCACCCUCUCCCUGUCCCCUGUGUCUGGUUUGCUUCGGGAGGCCGCCUGGCAUCCGACGGAGGCCCGUCCCCGUCACGGGUGGCGUGGGGGGUGGCCGCCGCCCAGCCAGCACCACCUGGAUGUCCUGCGGUGGCCCGGCCACCGGUGGCCCGGAGAGCAUCGGGGCGGCUGUUCUGUGCCAAAUCCCGAGGCCGCGGCCGCCCGGGACGGGCCUCGCGAGGGGAUCGAGAGUCUUUUCCACGUCUCGAAAGGCAGUAUUUAUUUUCAUUGGGUGGUUGAUUCCUCUGACCUGACGUUUUAGGGUUUAACCGAACAGCCAGUCCGGGAGUGAGCGGAUCUGCCCUUUCUCGCUGAUGCCAGACCCGGUGUUCCCAGGGCGAUUACAAGAGGGGAGACACUUUAUUUUUUCACAAUUUAAAAUAAGAGUUGUAGAUUAAUACACAGUGAUCAUGCAUGGCAAGGCGUAAGAUACACACACUUUUAUUGACUGUAAAACGAAGUUUAAAGGAAGGUUUGUGUUAAUUGUUGAGUUUAAAUAAAUCCUUUAUACUGGG
This is a messenger RNA of Panthera uncia (snow leopard), 1944 nucleotides long. RefSeq names its product guided entry of tail-anchored proteins factor 4 (gene GET4). The transcript is spliced from 10 exons. Gene Ontology annotation, biological process: protein insertion into ER membrane. Gene Ontology annotation, molecular function: protein binding. Bases 199 to 1197 code for a protein of 332 amino acids. NCBI's taxonomy places the organism in Eukaryota, Metazoa, Chordata, Mammalia, Carnivora, Felidae. The record is from RefSeq and is a predicted model, not a curated record. Gene Ontology annotation, cellular component: BAT3 complex; cytosol.